CACAGCUCAGACCUGCGUGAGAGAAAAGUCCAUCAGCUCUUGUGACAGGACGAUGCCGUUAAAGCUAUGACAACAACAGUCAAACGCAAUAAUGUAAAAUCCACCUGUCAUAUCACAGAAAAUCCGUGUCGGGUCUCUUCAGCCUCGAAAAUUAAGGUACGUUCCAUCCAUGGCCAUCGUGCUGCGUCUGCAGGGUCUAACCUUUGAGGCUGAAGCUGACGAUAUUCGCGAAUUUUUUCAUGGUUUAUGGAUUCCCCAGGGUGCUGUCCACAUCACAGGAGGGGAUCUGGGAGAGGCCUUUAUCAUAUUUUCUUCAGAACAAGAUGGCCAACUUGCCAUGAGAAGAUCUGGAAAUGUUCUGAAGGGAUCACAUGUGACACUGCAUAUCAGCAGUCCAGCAGAAUUGAAGGAAAAACUGGUUUUGAGCCUAAAGCAAGAUUCUACAAAACUCAAAGAUUCCCCUGAAACCCAGUCAGUGGACUCUACCAAACAAUCUUGUGAAAAAGUGGAACCUCUGAGCAAUAGUCAGCCGGAUGCCGCAACAUUGCUGCUAGCCCUGUGUAUUGCUCUUAAUAAUGGAAUGGAAACGAAAACACAAACAACAUCCACUAAAGAGGAUCCAAAUAGCAGCAAACCUCUUAUAAAUUCGCAGACAACUCAAACCAGUCAUUCACCAUCACCAACAGCUCUUAGUCCGUCACUAUCAACAACUGAUAGUGACAAAGUGGAAAAGGAACAGUUGAAAAUGGAAGCAUCAGUCUGUAAUCCUGGUUACUUGCGUCUAUAUGGGCUGCCACACACUAUCACUAAAGCUGAAAUCAGGCAUUUUCUCCAUGGCCUCUGUGUUCAACAGGUGCUUGUGAAUGUCCGCUUGGGGGAACGCCGUGGUUGUCUGGUUAAGGUAGCCAGCGAGGACGAGGUGGAGGUAGGGCUGCAGAGGAAUGGGAAAACCUUUCGUACAUUUCCUGUGGAGAUCAAGAAAGCCACAGUGAAGCAGUGGACCUAUGCCACAAUGAAACCCAAGGGCUCCCCACAGCAGAUCCAAACAGUCACUUUGUCACCAGAAGUACACCUGGAUCAAAAAGAAGCAUGCAUUUCAACACGUAAAAGGCCUCACUCUGGAGAUCAGUUCCCAAAGACUUUCAAAAAGAAGCGCGAAGAAUAUUACAUAAUGGUAAGGAACCUCCAACCCAGCAUGAAUAAGACGGCAAUAAAAACCCUUUUGGGCUGUUCCCAUCUUCCAAACAGCAAGGUCCAGCACUUGCUUGAUAAAAACCUCAUGCGCACCAGUACAGCUUUUGUUGCUUUUGAUCUGGUGGAGGAUUAUGUGUCUGCCAUGAACCUCAGCGGCAGUCGCUUUGGAACACUGGUUCUGGAUGUGUCAUCUAUCACCAGGGAAAAGAUGAUGUCCCAGUUGUGCUCAAACAGGAAAAUGAUGGAUAAACCAAAAUGGCCGCACUCUGGCUUAAGUAAAACCUGUGUAUACGUGAGAAACUUACCCGCAGAUGUGUCAUUGGUGCAAGUCCAGGAUAUUUUUCAGCAGUUUCUUGUGGCGAAGGAGGAUGUAACGUUGCUAAGAGAUAACAAGGGGAACGGUCUUGGUGAGGCUGUCGUGUUAUUUGGUACCGAAGCCACUGCUAGGGAAACCCUUUCUCUCCACAGGGGCAGCUUUCUUGGAAACGAAAUUCUGCUCACCCUCAUCACCCCUCAACAGCGGGGCAGCAUGUUAUCAGGACAGUCGCUUAAUGAUUGAUAGCAUUUCAUGGUGAAAUGUGGGCACAAACAUGCUUUAUCUGCAGUGGUAACAUUAAAUGUUAGCCCUAAUCAAGUCAGCACCUAAAACACAAAGCAGCUUUACCCCUCGUGUUUAUGAAGAAUGUAUCAGAUUUGUUAGGUCUGCAGGCAAAUGCACUGUUUAUUUUUUGUUUGAAAUGACUGAAAAUCCCAAAGACAUGAAACUUUAAGUUAUUUUUUAUUUUAAUUUUAUAUUAUAUAUUGCUCACACCUCUUUAAAUGUGGACUACAGCACCAGCAGCAUUUGUACUAUUAGCUGAAUGGUAUAAGAUAUACGGAAAGCCCUGGCACUGGCACUAUCUAUGGCACCAUGGAAAGUCUUAAGUUCUUAUCCAGUGGCAAGAGAGCAUAAUGUCUUGGGAAUGUAUCCACUACUACAGACUGAUGCCUUAUACUGUAGCUGUCAAUGUGGAUUGAUGCAACAAAAGAAUAUAAUUGGGUGGAAAAACAUUUUACAAGUUAUAUUUAGCCAUACAGUUCUAUAUGUUUGUAAACUAUUUUUGUUCAUAUAUAUUUUGUUGAGUUGUAAGUUAGACAAUAAAAUGUUCAAAAUGAUUGUG
Messenger RNA from Alosa sapidissima (American shad), 2354 nucleotides. RefSeq names its product RNA binding motif protein 12Ba (gene rbm12ba). The coding region runs from base 170 to 1753 and encodes 527 amino acids. The transcript has 2 exons. The record is from RefSeq and is a predicted model, not a curated record. Gene Ontology annotation, molecular function: RNA binding. Gene Ontology annotation, cellular component: ribonucleoprotein complex; nucleoplasm. Gene Ontology annotation, biological process: regulation of RNA splicing. NCBI's taxonomy places the organism in Eukaryota, Metazoa, Chordata, Actinopteri, Clupeiformes, Clupeidae.